Messenger RNA from Argentina anserina (silverweed cinquefoil), 1023 nucleotides. RefSeq lists its product as uncharacterized. The transcript has a single exon. The record is from RefSeq and is a predicted model, not a curated record. Lineage: Eukaryota; Viridiplantae; Streptophyta; Magnoliopsida; Rosales; Rosaceae. The coding region runs from base 42 to 890 and encodes 282 amino acids.
UUGAGCUAUCUGUCGCUGCUCAAGUGCUCAAACUGCUCAUCAUGGAUUUCUCCCACCACCACCACCUCUCCGAGUCCGACGAAGACUCCGCCGUUGAAGACCUCCUCUCCCAAGCCAAAGAUCACGUCCUCCUCGAGCAGCUCGCCUCCAUCAACUGCUCCUCCUUCACCGACGACUCCGUCCUCCCCACCCACCUCGAGUCCCGCUUCUCCAAACUCAAGUCCUUCCCGGCCAUCACCGCCGCCACAACCACCGCUUCCUUCCGCCGUAAUUCGAUUUCCCCUCAAAACCCAGAUGAGCUAAAGGCUCCUCUUCCAAAAGCACAACAAUCUAGGAAUGUCUCGCCGCCUCUGAAAUCGCCGGAGUUUUCACCGGAAAAGGUAGUUUCGUCGUCGAAGGCUUCGAAGCCAAAACCGAAACAUGGGUCUCUUUCAUCUGCCUCGAAUUCUUCGAAUUCAUCUCCAGAAAGUGCGACGUUCUCACCGGCCAAGCGAGUUUCAGGGAAGAAGCAGCGGUCUAAGUCGAAGUCGAAGUCAGGGCGGUUGUCCUCUCCGUUGGGUUCUUGCAAUUCGUUGAGGGAGGACUCUCCUUCGCCGCCGAGGAAAGCCGGGUGCUUCUGGUGUUCUCCGAAGAGGAACAUUGCUUCGUCUCAGAGGAGGAGUAAGGAAAAUGGGGGUGUUGGAGGUGGGAUUGGUCUCGACUUCAGCGACGACAGUGAGCUCUUAUCGGGUUUGGGAAGCUUUUCGAAGAAGGAGCAGAGCAAGAUUCUGAAGAAGGCGAUGAAGGAGGAAGAGAAGAUCAGUAGGGAAGCUGAGAAAAUUGUGAAGUGGGCUAAGCAAGAGUCGGCUAGGAUGAAUGUCACAGGUAUUGAUGAUGAACUUAGUGAUUGAUGAUUACACUAGUGUUACUAAUAUGGUAAAUUAAUAUUUUUGGGUUUCAUAAAAGCAAAUUAGGAAGUAUAGGUGGAUAUCUGUUUGUUUGUCUGAUCAUAUAACAUAUAUAUAAGUAAUGGUAUACAUGAAA